Molecule: messenger RNA, 1786 nt
Organism: Blepharisma stoltei
Lineage: Eukaryota; Ciliophora; Heterotrichea; Heterotrichida; Blepharismidae
Source: the annotation of a GenBank genome assembly
AUGAAAAUUCAAACAAUAGAAAGCAAGGUAAACGCAGGGAAGUGGUCCAGAGAAGAGCAAAAACUGUUUGAAGAAGGUUUAGCAAUCUUCGGCCACGAUUGGAAAAGGGUCGCAGGCGUGGUGAAGACUAGAUCCCAAAACCAGAUUAAGAUUAAGAUUACGCUGGGUAUUUAAGGUCCCUACUACGUCCGAGGAAGCAUUCCACGGUUUUCCGUGUGGUGGCAGAGCGUUCACCAAGCCCGGGCCGAAACCCCCGGUUUCUCGGUAGAGGUAUUGUCAAGGGCCGUCUUAUACCGGCUUUGCUGACCGCCUCCAUUUCAAAUUUGGAUCGUCGCCUAAGUUUACGCCAACACUGCCGCGUCGUCCGCCAGAUCUGCCCAUUGAAGGGCACCUUUUCAACUGGAGAGACCCCCGUUUAGUUGUCUAACUCGCCUUCCCCUCUUUUCCGGUCGUCCCGAGAAAGAACUCAACAGCUUUCGCCAUUCGGGGCGAGCCACAAAAGCAGCUUAGGCAGAUAAGUCGCCCUGCCUCAUUUCGGGCACUCACUGGGCUGAGCGCUGCUGGCAAAAAGAAGUCACGAGUAACUGCCCAUGGGUCUGGUCGCAAAAACAGCGGCUUUCGCGCUUCGAGGUCCCAGACGUUGUUGGGCUAACUCCUGGCUCCAAAAACCAUGCCCGGAUAUACAUGGGUAACCACCACUGAGAGGGUGGGUCGGUUGCCGUCCGCCAUUUUAUGUAUAUCCCAACUUAACUUAACUUAUUAACCAUGACGUUUAACGUCCCUACGGGGUUGCCCUUCCAGGACUACCACCACGCUCUCGUCGCUCGGGGCCCACUAGUUGCUGGGACAGCUAGCUUUGAUCUCCAACGCGCGCCCCCUGCGCGAUGUUCCGGUUUCGACGGCUCAUGAUUGAGCUACUUUCUCUGUAACGAGGGUUGCCUGCUAGGAAAUUCCAAAAAAUGGAAUUUCUGGCCGACUUUCGGUAAAAAGGAAAACUUGUAGCCCGGGGCGAAACUCCCGGUUUCUCGCUAGAGACUUGCCCGAAUGGCCUAGGAAUUAUCUGUAGGCACUGCUGGGCUUCUCCUUUCCAACUCCAAGCCUCCUUUUCCUUCGAGGUAAAAUCCUAACUGAGAACGGACUAGGAUCAGGCUCUGUACACUGCCAGAGUUGCUUACCUGAUAUUGCUGUCCAUCUCUAGCUAGGCAAAACCUUGCUGGAUAUAAUUUAAAUAGGGCUCGAAACUGUCUGGCCGAAAGGCCAGACUCAAGUUGAGACGCCAUAUUUAAUUAUUUAUGUAUAUCCCAAAACCAGAUAAGAAGCCAUGCUCAGAAGUAUUUAUUGAAGCAGAAAUAUAAAGAAAGAGUCGUCCUGUGCAAGAAAUUCGAGCCUCAGUGCAUAGCUGUUGAUGAGCAGAAUAUUAUAAAAUUGCUCUCGACACUAGCUAAUUCUGUUUAAUAUUAAACAAAUUGCAUUAUAAAAUAUAAAUUUUCCAAAUCAAAUAAAUAUUUGCUCAAAUUUUUGCGAAUUGGGAUUGUUUUUAAAUUUCGAAAAAAAAAUUACUAUAAAAUUUAUAUAGUUUUAAAAUAAAAAAUAGCCCACCCUCCGUGAGCACUAAAAACCUUUUAUUCGCUCACGGAGGAUAUUGAUGAUAAAAUUAAAAAUAAAUAUAUAAUCUUGAUUUGAUGAGCCAUCGUCGAGGACUAUAAUGGUUGAUCAUGGCACUCAGUAUGGAGAAGGGAUUAGCUUUGUAAAACUCUUCUCGUGCGAGGAUUAUUUUUUCUCCUAA